Conger conger (European conger) is the source of this 2696-nucleotide messenger RNA. RefSeq names its product UDP-glucuronosyltransferase 2B1-like. Gene Ontology annotation, molecular function: UDP-glycosyltransferase activity. NCBI's taxonomy places the organism in Eukaryota, Metazoa, Chordata, Actinopteri, Anguilliformes, Congridae. Bases 938 to 2524 code for a protein of 528 amino acids. The transcript has 3 exons. The record is from RefSeq and is a predicted model, not a curated record.
AUGUAGAGACAGCGACGCCAAUAGAACUGUUGGAGAACAUAGGUCGAGAUACUAAGAAAAAACAAGAUAUAAUAGAUGGACUUUGUCCAUCCAGCUUUUUUCCAGCUUUGAUAACCUUGAUACUGUAUACUGACGUGUAGGCGUGUAGGCUACCUCGUACAGUUUGAAGGUAGAGGAAUAUGUUUUACUUUUGAUGAAUCUACAGCUAGCCGUAGCGACACGGGAAGCAGUAAAUUCAAGGUAUUUGCAUCUGUGUUACUCGUGUGUACGCUACAGUGGUCCAAGGAAUCUUGUUGACAUCUACUUAGACCACUGCCAUCUACUGGACUGACUGAUAUAACUACAUAUCACAACACCCCUUUGCCUAAGAGUUGCUGCCGGUUCCGGUUUACCCGUUUCCUGUCCUGUGUUCCUGUGUCCUGUUACCUGCUCCUGCCUUCCUGGUUCUGUAUCACACCCUGUCUCCAGCCCUCGGUCUCCUCUCUAGCUCCCAGCUCCUUCCCCAUUCCUACCCCCAUUGGACUGACGCCCUGGUUUAAACCCUCACUCACCCAGGACCUCGUUCAGCUUUGCCUGUCCCACCUUACCUGAAUCAUUCCUGUUUUCUGGUUCUUGAACUUGGACUGUAUUACUCUGUAAAUAAGCCUACUUAUUCUGCCAUCUCUGAGUCCGCGCUUGGUUCUGAACGCCCGUCCUGUGACAACAAAUAACAAAUACAAGUAGACAAGCAAGCUAUUGGGCAGAAGUGAACACAGACACAAAUUGCCAUUCUAUCAUAGUAGUGAUUGUGCAUGUUUGUUUUAGUUCUGUAUAGUAUGCCUUUAAUUCAUUGUGAGUUGUCUGACUGAAAUACUAAUUUUCUUAUGAUUAUGCAGAACAUUUAAUUUCACUGCAGAAUGUGCAUCUCUCCUUUUUUUCCAAUUUUAUUUCAGACAGUAUGAAGCUGUUUUCAGUCUGGUCAUCUGUCCUUGGGAUUGUCCUGUCAUCACCACUCAUCUUCACUCUAUGUCGGGGUGGAAAUGUGCUCGUGUACCCCAUCGAAGGAAGCCACUGGGUCAACAUGAACAUCCUCAUCGAGGCUCUGCAUGCUCGGGGACACAAUGUAACGAUUGUGCGUUCAGACAAGAGCUGGUACAUCAAGGAGAAAUCCCCACAUUACAGCACCGUUACUGUCCCUGUUGAAGAGGGCUUAGAUGAGAAAUUUAUUACAGAAAUCAUCACGAAAGGGAUUGAUGUUCAACGUGGAAAAUACUCUAUGAUCGACAUUCUGAGCUUCCACAUUCAGUCUUUUGAAUUAUUCUCAAGAGUUAAUCGCAUUACGAGCAAAAUGGUAGAGACUAUUUUCAAGGACAAUAUGUUAACAAAAAGACUUCAGGAAAGCCACUAUGAUUUAGUGCUUGCUGACCCUUUUUCAGGUGGUGGAACAUUAUUGGCAAAGUACCUUAACUUGCCUUUGGUUUACAAUGUGAGGUGGCUUCCCAUUGGAGAGGGGCACUCUGCAAUUGCCCCUUCCCCCUUAUCCUACAUCCCAAUCACAGGAUCUGGCUUUUCAGACAAGAUGUCCUUCACUGAACGCAUCAGAAACAUGCUUUUCUAUCUCUUUACGGUCUUUCCUGGUGUGUAUUUUGUCACGCCUCAUUAUGCUGCUCUGUGUCAUGACUACCUUGGCCCAGAUGUGGACUUCUACUCAUUAAUGCAAGCAGCUGAUCUCUGGCUCAUGAGGGUUGAUUUUGUCUUUGACUUUCCACGCCCAACGAUGCCCAAUGCUGUGUACAUAGGAGGGUUCCAGUGUAAGCCUGCUAAGCCUCUUCCCCAAGACCUGGAGGAGUUUGUGCAGAGCUCUGGAGAACAUGGAAUCAUUAUUAUGUCACUGGGUAGCUUUGUUGGUCAGCUUCCUUAUGAUCUAGCAGAAGAGAUAGCUGCUGCUUUUGCCCAGCUGCCUCAGAAGAUCAUCUGGAGGCACACAGGAGAAAGGCCAGAGACUCUAGGUAACAACACCCUAUUGGUCAAAUGGAUGCCACAGAAUGAUCUUCUGGGACAUCCAAAGACCAGAGCCUUUGUGGCACAUGGAGGAACCAAUGGAGUUCAGGAGGCCAUCUACCAUGGAAUGCCAGUACUGGGAAUUCCAUUAUUCUUUGACCAAUACGACAACCUCCUUCGACUGAAAAUUAGAGGAGGAGCUCAGAUACUUGAUAUAGGAACUUUAAACAAAGACAACUUCCUCCAGGCCUUACAGGAAGUGCUUCAUGAACCAUCCUACAGGAUGAACAUGCAGAGACUCUCCAGGCUGCAUCUGGACCAGCCAAUGAAACCACUGGACCGUGCAAUGUUCUGGAUUGAGUUUGUCAUGAGACACAAAGGUGCUGCUCACCUGCGCACAGAGUCCUACAGGAUGCCCUGGUAUGCCUACCACUCUGUGGAUGUUAUAAUGCUGCUGCUGGCUGCUGUGUUUGUUAUAUUGCUGACUGCUGUUGCUAUCAUCAGAUUUUUGUGCUGCAGGACAAGAAAAAUUAAAUCUGAUUGAAUGCACUGGAUUGUUAUCUGCUUAAAAAUAUAAAUUAAAAGCUUUACAAAUAAAAGCUAUUGUUGAAAAUGGCAAUUUUUGAUUAAUCAAAUGCCAAGUUAUAUUUGUAUUAAUCUGUUGGCUAUUGGUGUAAUUGAACUUUAUAUUGCUUAUUAAACUCUGUUAAACCACA